UUGAAAAUUCAUAAACGUUCUUAAACGAGUACAUUUGCAAGUACAAGUCAAAGCAAACAUACACACAUACAAAAAUAAAAUGUUGUCUUUAACAGUUGCAACGCUUCUUCUUAUAACAUCUAUUGUGAUGGCCAUGCCUAACCGUGAUGCUACUGACUCAAAUGAAAGCGACAUUUUAAAUAUUCUGGACGAGUACAUUGUAAAGGUUGCUGAGAUGACUGCCAACGAAGCUAAAAUUCUUAACGAUGUUAGAAAUUACUACAAUGAUAGAAGCUCAAAAAGCUUAGGAGAGUUUCCCCAAAGCUUUUUACCAAGAGGAGGCAAAAGAGAUGCACGCCCUCGAGCCGGAAAAUAAAAAUGUAAUUUGAUACAAAAAAAGGGCAAAGAAGGAAUUUAUUCGAACAAUCUUUAUUAUUGGUAUAUGAAAUAAUUUGUUUAUUUGAAUAUUAAAAAAAUAGUUCUAUGUAUAUAUAAAAUAAAUUAGUCAUUUGGCA
Messenger RNA from Hydra vulgaris (swiftwater hydra), 494 nucleotides. NCBI's taxonomy places the organism in Eukaryota, Metazoa, Cnidaria, Hydrozoa, Anthoathecata, Hydridae. The record is from RefSeq and is a predicted model, not a curated record.